CUUCCUCGUUAGCUUGUUGGCGGGGUGCAGCCAUGCUUCUACCCCAUGGGAAAGAUGCUUCUUACCCCGUCUUGUCGUCACGACAUCUUCUCCGUGCGGGCCGGCAUGUGGCCAAUGACGAGGCAGAAACGCCGCUCCCCCGACAUCGAUACAUGUCAACCCAUGCCAUGUCGGUUCGCAUGCAGAGCCUGUCGAUCACUUGUCGGAGAUCACGCUGAGGUAUAAGAAAGCUGCAGCUCGCAAGUCGUCGCAAAAAACAGCCUCAUUAUACUGAAACUCCCCCCCACUCCCCCUCUUGUCAGACUCGUCAUCUCCCCAAUCUCACUUUCCACCCCAAACAUGACGGGCCCCGCGAGACCGUGGUGGAAAGACGGCGUCGUGUACCAGAUCUACCCCGCCAGCUUCAAGGACUCGAACGGUGACGGCAUAGGCGACCUAAACGGCAUCAUCUCCGAGCUCGACUACAUCCACUCCAUUGGCGUCAAUGUCGUCUGGGUGUGUCCCAUGUACGAUUCGCCGCAGGUGGACAUGGGCUAUGACAUCCGCGACUACGAAAGCGUGUACGCCCCGUACGGCACCGUGCAGGACAUGGAGCGGCUGAUUGCCGAGACUCACGCACGGGGGAUGAAGCUGGUGCUUGAUCUUGUUGUCAAUCACACGUCUGACCAGCACGCAUGGUUCCAAGAAUCGCGCUCCUCAAAAGACAACCCAAAGCGCGACUGGUACAUCUGGCGGCCCGCACGCUACGUCGACGGCCAGCGCAAGCCGCCCAACAACUGGGUCAGCAACUUCCUCGGCAGCGUCUGGCAAUGGGACGACACCACGGAAGAGUACUACCUGCACCUGUUCUGCCCGGAGCAGCCAGACCUGAACUGGGAGAACCCGGAGACGCGCCAGGCCAUCUACAAGUCGGCCAUGGAGUUUUGGCUGCAGCGCGGCGUCGAUGGCUUCCGUGUCGAUACGGUGAAUAUGUACAGCAAGGGCGAUAUGCGCGAUGCGCCUAUUACGGAUCCUGGGUCCGAAUGGCAGCCUGCUGGCCUGCAGUACUGCAAUGGUCCGCGCAUGGCGGAGUUUCUGGCCGAGAUGAACGAGGUGCUAGCGAAGUACGAUGCGAUGACGGUAGGCGAGUGUCCGCACACGCCGGAUAUGAAGCGCGUGAUGCAGUAUGUCAGCGCGCGGGAGAAGCAACUGAACAUGGUGUUUCAAUUUGAUGUAGUCGACAUCGGCCAAGGCCCCUACAAGUUCCAAACCACGCCCAGAAACUACACGCUCCCGGACUUCAAAGCCGCCAUCACCCGCACGCAGGACCUGAUCCGCGCGCCCUCAGACGGCUGGACCACCGUCUUCCUCGAAAACCACGACCAAUCCCGCUCCAUAACACGCUUCACCUCGGACCUACCGCAGCACCGGAUCCCCGGCGGCAAGAUGCUCAGCCUGAUGAUGUGCGCACUAAGCGGCACGCUCUUCAUCUACCAGGGGCAGGAACUCGGCAUGACAAACUUCCCGGACACAUGGGACAUGAGCGAGUUCAAAGACGUAGAUUCAAGCAACUACUACAAGAUGGUCGCGCGGCGCACAAACAACGACCCCGCGGCCCUGAAAGCCGCAUAUGCGUCGCUGCAGCACCUCGCGCGCGACCACGCCCGCGUACCCAUGAGCUGGUCCACAGCGCCGUACAACGGCUUCUCGCCCCCCGACGCGACGGCAAAGCCGUGGAUGCGUCCGCUCGACGACGCGGAUGUGUGCAACGCGGCGCAGCAGCAGGGCGACAAGGACUCGGUGCUCGCGUUCUGGAAGCGCAUGCUCGCGCUGCGCAAGCAGUAUAAUGAUCUGCUCGUGCACGGGCAGUACGACGAUUUGAACGUGGGGAAUCGCGACUUCUUCGUGUUUAGCAAGACGUGGGAGGGGCAGAGGGCGCUGGUUGUUUGUAAUUUUACUGAUGGGGAGAAGGCGUUGGUGUUGCCGCAGCAGAUUGCGGGGGCGAAGAGGGAGCUGCUGGUUAGUAGUGUGGAUGGGCCGGUUGAGGAGCGGUUGGCGGCGUUUGAGGGGCGGGUGUAUUUGCUAGCUUAGGGGGGAUUUGUAUAGACCAUGGAUGAUGCAUGUGGAGAGGCGUUUGGGGGGGUAUGAAUUGACGAAUCAUGAUUUGGUUGAGAUGGACCGAAGGAAAGACUAGGCAUAGAAAUGAAACCAAAGAGGGAAAGAU
This is a messenger RNA of Dothidotthia symphoricarpi CBS 119687, 2203 nucleotides long. Its product is annotated as glycoside hydrolase family 13 protein. The coding region runs from base 340 to 2070 and encodes 576 amino acids. Gene Ontology annotation, molecular function: alpha-amylase activity. The record is from RefSeq and is a predicted model, not a curated record. Lineage: Eukaryota; Fungi; Ascomycota; Dothideomycetes; Pleosporales; Dothidotthiaceae. The transcript has 3 exons. Gene Ontology annotation, biological process: oligosaccharide catabolic process.